This is a messenger RNA of Prionailurus viverrinus (fishing cat), 2979 nucleotides long. RefSeq names its product CDV3 homolog (gene CDV3). NCBI's taxonomy places the organism in Eukaryota, Metazoa, Chordata, Mammalia, Carnivora, Felidae. The coding region runs from base 415 to 1044 and encodes 209 amino acids. The transcript has 5 exons. Gene Ontology annotation, cellular component: cytoplasm. The record is from RefSeq and is a predicted model, not a curated record.
CUCCCCUCCCCACCCCCUCUCCCUUCCUCUCCCGGCCUGCGCGCGCGUGUCUUCCUCCAGCACGCGCCGCCGCAAGCCAGGCACUCUCGCCGGAGCCUCUGGCCCGCGCGUUCCUUUUCCCCUCCAGCUGCGGAGCCGACGGGAUUCUGCACCGCCGUCGCGGCAGCAGCUGCAGCCCCGGCAGCCUCGAGCGGCGGGAGCAGCGCGCGAUCCCCCCAGGCGGACCGUACCACCGCCCGCCAGCUCGCGGGGGGAACCGCCCGCCCCGCCACACACGCCUCGGCGACCCCGCCGGGCUGAGGCGUCGCCGCGCCCGGGAGCGUGAGCGCAGAGCCGGCCUCGACCCCGAGCUCGGAGUCCCGCGGGCCGCGCCCGCCGCUGGCCCCACCCAUCCGGGCCGUGGAGGCUGCGGCCAUGGCCGAGACGGAGGAGCGAAGCCUAGAUAACUUCUUCGCCAAGAGGGACAAGAAGAAGAAGAAGGAGCGGAGCAGCCGGGCGGCGAACGCCGCGGGAGCGGCGGGCGGCGCCGGCGGGAGCAGCGGAGCCGCGGGCGCGGCGAGCGGCGGGGCGGGAGCGGGGGCCCGGCCGGGCGACGGCGGGACCGCAGGCGCGGGGGCCGCGGGCCCCGGGGCCGCCACCAAGGCCGUGACUAAGGAUGAAGAUGAGUGGAAAGAAUUUGAACAAAAAGAGGUUGAUUACAGCGGCCUCAGAGUUCAGGCGAUGCAAAUAAGUGAAAAGGAAGAAGAAGAUAAUGAAAAAAGAGAAGAUCCAGGUGACAAUUGGGAAGAAGGUGGAGGUGGUGGUGGUGGUGUCGAAAAAUCUUCCGGCCCCUGGAAUAAAACCGCUCCGGUACAGGCACCUCCUGCUGCAGUAAUUGUUACAGAAACCCCAGAACCAGCGAUGACUAGCGGUGUGUAUAGGCCCCCUGGAGCCAGGUUAACCACGACAAGGAAAACACCGCAAGGCCCACCAGAAAUCUACAGUGACACACAGUUCCCGUCCCUGCAGUCCACUGCCAAGCAUGUAGAAAGCCGGAAAUACUGAGCCUUCGUAAGGGCUGACUACCUCAGGUUUGCUGCACUCGUCGCGGACUUCUUGUGGAUCACAACUUCUGGACACGAAGGUUACAGCUAGUAAGUGUCGGUGUGAAGCUUGAAACCAGCUCUCCUGGAUUCCUAUCAAAUCCUGCAGAAAGUCAGCCAUCUCGGUUCUGAUCUGCUGUAAAAGAUGAAGAUUUAAGUGACCUUAAUUAACCUGUCCUGUGCCCCACCCUUAAGGAAUACUCUGUAGUGGGCUGUGUUAGACUUCCUGGAACGUGCCGCUCUCAAAAGAACUCCUGUGUUCAGAUAAUCUGUGUAGUUGGGCUGUGAUUUUAUAAUUUAAACUUUGAGUUGUAUCCUGGGGUAACCAUAAGUUAAAUUCAACCAAACUUGGGUCCACCCAGUGGGAAAGGGGGUGGGGGGAGUGAUCUUUCUUCUUUUAGUGAUUUCUUAUUAUUAUUUGGGUAGUGCUUUUUCUGUGUUCCACAUUAAGGCCUUUUUUUUUUUUUUUUUUUUUUUUUUUUUUUUUGGGAAUAAGUUCUUUGACAGAGCAUAUUGCUUGGUUGAAUAAGUAACCUGAAAUAUGCGUUAGGAUUGUGAAACGUCUCGUGAAAUUUGCCAAUCCCUAGAGUGGAACCAAAUAGCCUUUGAUGUAAAGGGCAGUGGAUGCAGGGGGCUCUCCUUCAGGUGCUGCUAAAGCCUCCUCUGAUCAGGUCUAAACUGUACAGUAAACUGCAGUGGAAAGAGUAAGGGCUCUGCUCAGGCCGCGUGAUUCACUGACCUGUCCUUAUAAAUCCAGAGCAACGUGAGCAGAACCUUCACCUAAAACCCACUUGGGUUUUCACGGAUCUUGCGUGAUCUUUGACAAGAUUUCCAGAUACACUUGUGCCCAAAUUGUUAAGGUAUUGGACCUUCCGUAGAUGCAAUGACUGUGCCAGCUUAGCUCUGUUCUCAACCUUUUGGUAUGUCUGUGUUCGUUUGAAGAGUCAGGGGCGAGAGGGACAGGUGAUGUAGCACUUCUGUUUUUAAUAAUUACAGCUUAAACUAUCCAGUAAUUUUUAGUCCUUAAAGGGACUUCAGGAAGCUACCCAGGAUUACUGAGAAGUCUUUCCAUCUAAUGAGAUAGUCUGGCAAUUUACUAGUUUUGUAUCUUUGGUUCAAUAGAAAUACUUCAAAGUGGUAUGUGACUGCUUGAUGCAGAGUCUGGGUUUCUCUAUAAUAAAUCCCUUUGCCAAAUGCAGGAGUUGCAGACUUGCUACUGGCAAGAGUGAAGCAAACGAGCGAGUAGAGCGAGUAGAACUAUUCCUGUGUGGGGGCAUCUCCUAUGGGAGUUUAGUCUGAUGAAAGUGUCAGUGCAGGAAUCAGCUCCUGGGAGUUGACAGUAUCUCCUGACAGGACCUGCCCACCACACCUGGGCCCUAACGGCGUUGUUGGAGGCGGCAGGCAGGAUGCCUGGCCUCUGGUGUAUUGGGGUGAGUAGCUGAGCCAGCCAAGGAGAGGUUGGAUGAUUAAGCAAGAAACAAGGGAUUCUUGGUUAAACUGAAGACUUCGUUUGGGAACCAAAAAUCUUAACAAAUAGUCUCUUGGACCUUGAGCCACAUAUUUCCCCUGAAAAGUAUGCAUUUUUUUUCCAGCAAAAUUUUGUUGGGGGUUACGUUAUUGAGGAAUGAACUGAGAUGAAUAUGCGCAACUUUUAUUUAAUGGCAUACUACGCUAGAAAUCUGAAGACCUGCGGGAGAUAUAAAGUUCCAACUCUUGUUAUAACUUUUUAAAAGAUUGUGAAAUUAUAAAAAUGCACAUGAAUCAAGUUUUAAUAUACUGUAUGAUGGGUGGGUGAGGCUGUCCAUUGUACCAUUUCUUUCUUUGAAUUCUCAGGCAUGGUUUGGCAGUGCAAGAACUCUGUAACAUUAACAAAUUCAAUAAAAAGUAAAUAUAUGGA